Lindgomyces ingoldianus is the source of this 1266-nucleotide messenger RNA. RefSeq lists its product as uncharacterized. The record is from RefSeq and is a predicted model, not a curated record. NCBI's taxonomy places the organism in Eukaryota, Fungi, Ascomycota, Dothideomycetes, Pleosporales, Lindgomycetaceae. The transcript has a single exon. The coding region runs from base 1 to 1215 and encodes 404 amino acids.
AUGGUAACAACAAGGACCCGGGAUUAUGGAAGCGGCGAUGAUGAAGAUGAAAUAGGGGAACAUAGGAACGCAUCCGUGAGAGAGGAAAAGCUAGCCGACAAGAGGAAUCGCUGGGCUGCAUUGCUCCGGGAGAAGCUAUAUCUUACUGUGAUCAAUGAGGUCUUGGAGGAAGAGCUGGGGAAGUAUACGAACAACCGUGUGUUCAAUGAAGCUAACUUAAUGUUAAUAACGAGAGAGUGUAUGCUUAUCCUUGCGUCUGCGCCUCGUAUCUUCGAAGCCGCUGUAGAAGGUAUGCUGGCGCUGAGGUUCACUGUAGACCAGGAAUUACAGGCGGAGUAUGAGGAGAUCCGGCAGCGAGCUGACGUACAGCCGUCCAUUUAUAUGCACCUACUCGCUGAUGAAGGCGGUGUAGCUCCUAGUGCUAGUCAGUACAUGAUAAUCCGGGACAUCGUAACGAGAUACAUAGACGAAGCAGAAGUACAGCUUGCUUCGCUUGUUGAUAACAUUUCCCCUCCAUAUGUCGCUUUAAGGGAUACCUCCGCGGGCUAUAGAAAGUAUUUAUGCACAGCUCGAAGAUCUCCUCGGCGAGUACGGGUCCUGGAAAGAUUCUGCGAAGGGAUCCGCAAGCGGUGGGAAGAGACGCCACCUCAGGAGAGAGAUCUGCCAUUGAAUUAUCCCCCAGGAGAGUGUGGCUAUGCCAUAAACGCACCGCGACGCCUCUUGCAGCACCGUAGCCGAAUAUCUUCCAAUUAUAUCAUGAAUCUGGUUGAGGAUAUAUGCACCUUGGGAUUCCGUGACCUAAAGCUGUUCACGCACCUCUUCAGGAUGCACCAGUUCAUCAUCUAUCUCAUCUUCAACCCGCAGCAGGUCGAGGUUGCAGAGAUGUUCUGCUCGGGGCUUCUGCAGGUAUGGGUAGAUAAAGGAGGAGGCUUUAACCAUUAUCCAGCGGGAUUGAGUAAUGCGUCUGCAAGAAGGGUUAGUGAAGAUGAGUGGAACGGACAUGAGAUAUACGUUCGGGAAAAUUCUCCUCUAGAAACCAAUAUCCGUCAUCAGCGGGAUACAAUCGAUGAUGUUGUACUCAAGCUACAUGAGCAAGCCGCAGCCUUGCUGUGGGAGGUCUUUCAGGAACUCGCCCAGUAUGAGGGCAGUGAGGAGAGUGAAAGUGAUGAAACGGAAAAUGAGCUAAGGAGAAUGGAUAUGGAUAUAAAUAUGUAAACUUGGUGGUAGUGCAGUGGAUGAAACGAUAUGGCACCUCGGGGGCAGCUG